Olea europaea var. sylvestris is the source of this 1248-nucleotide messenger RNA. RefSeq lists its product as uncharacterized. The transcript is spliced from 2 exons. The record is from RefSeq and is a predicted model, not a curated record. Lineage: Eukaryota; Viridiplantae; Streptophyta; Magnoliopsida; Lamiales; Oleaceae. The coding region runs from base 572 to 982 and encodes 136 amino acids.
UUAACGGAUUUGAUAAUGUGUCUCAAAAUGAAACUACUAUGGCCAACAGAAAUGACAACCUUGUCUAAAAUCAAACCAAAAGUAUCAUCCAAAAUGAAGAAACUGAUUGGUUAACCUAAAUCGAGUGUGAAAGUGACACUCUUCUGAGGUUCAUUAGUCUAGUUCUAAACAUGAAUGCUUGAGUGAUCUACGUAGAAUUAAAAUUAUUUUACAUUAACUAAGCAACGCCAAACUCCGCCUCUUCCGUCGUCCCCUGGUUGAUCUUCUGUUUAAUCUUUCUACUACUUCGUGAAGAGUGAAAAAAAGGUCAAAAAAAUCAAGCUUUUUGAAGCAAACACUUUUGUUAAAUUAAUUAGCGUAAAGCCUUGAAAGUCGCCAUUCGCCAUUUCCUCAUUUCUCCAUUUCUUGUCCUUUAGCUUCAUCUCUCUCUCUCUCUCUCUUGAAACUAGUAUCCAUUUUCAUCAUCAAGAAAGAUAAAACUACAAUUCUAUGAGAACAUCAUCUGGGUUUUUAACUAUUUGUUCAUUUUGAUCUGCUGAUGAAAAAGAAAGAGAGAAAAUAUUAGAGUUUUAUGAAGUUUUGCUAUAUGGGGAGGGUUAGUAGUACUGUAAAUACAGUUGAAUCAGCAUAUUCAGUGCCAAGUAUGGCACCAACAGUGAGUGGUAGUAUGGAGAGUGAAAAUCAUUUGAGUAGCUUUUACAAUUCUGUGAAUGCGGUGUCGUUUGGGUUUGUUGCCACUGCCAUUCUCAUCUCUAUGUUCCUUGUUAUGGCCAUUUUCGAGAGGUUUCUCCGCCCCAGGUCAACAGCUGCCGAGGGCGGCCACAGCCCUGCUGGGGUUGAGAAUAUGAGGUCACAAGGGAAGUUCAACUACCCUUCUCCGAAGAUGACAGUUUAUGCCAAUGGGCUGUCAGUAUUGAUGCCAGGAGAAGAAAUUCCAACUUUCAUAGCUCAUCCUGCUCCGGCAACAUGUCCUUUAGAAUAAGUCUUCUUUUCAUGGCCAUGACGCUUGUGAAGCGUAACACAAGAAGAAUGUCAUGAAACAAAAGUUGGAGAAAAAUGAUGGUUUUAUGUAUGGUUUUCAAUGCACAAAUUAGAUGCAAGCUUAUGCACAACUUGUAACGUAGUUUUUCAUAGUAACCUAGACCAUUUCUUGAUUUGUGCGUGUCAUUGUUGCACAAGCUAUGGUAACAAAGGAAAUCUAAUUUUGCUAGAGAUGAAUAAAAUUUGAAAGUAGCGAUUUUUCUUUCA